GCAGCACAGAGAGAGACAGACAGGCAGGGAAAGUGAAUAAAGUCUGUGUGUUUGUGUGCAAAAGACACAUGAAGACUUAGCAGAAAUGAGAGCAAAGGAAUGAUUAGAUUUUUUUUUUUUCUGAAGAUAUAAUUAUAUAUUUUUUUCAUUUAAUUUCUCCAUUAAUUUCUUUAUCAGAUUUUUCAAGCAGUUUUAUUUGCUUUUGGUGUGUUUUCCUCAGCGCUUCCACUUCAGAAAGUAAGAGCGUGUGGGUGAGUGUGUGUUUAUAUGUGUGUGUGAUAUAGUAAACCAUGGAGCUGGAGCGUUUAGGUGGCGGUGGGGUUAAACCCGAGAGGGACAACAGUCGUCUCUACAGGAUAGCACUGGCCAUGUGUGUGUGUCUCUGUGCUGCUCUGCUGCUUGCACUCAUACUGGUCUCUCAAAAAUCAAAUCAGCACGAGUUCUGUUUGACCCCAGAAUGCAUCGAAGCAGCGGGGUCUGUUCUGAGUAAAAUGGAUCAGUCUGUUGACCCCUGUGAGGACUUUUAUUCUUUCUCCUGUGGAGGGUGGUUAAAAGAGAACCCGAUCCCUGAAGAUUCCUCCUCGUAUGGCAUCUAUCCUUGGCUACGGCAGCAUGUGGACAUUCGACUCAAAGAGUUAUUAGAAGCUCCAUCAGAAACUGAUGAACUGGAGGCGGUGACCAAGGCUAAGAUCGUCUAUCGCUCCUGCAUGAAUGAAACUAUACUGGAGCAGAUGGAUUCCAAACCUAUGCUGAAAACACUUAAGCAGCCUGAGUUUCGAUGGCCUGUUGUGGGGGAUGGGCUAGGUGGAGAUUAUCAGUGGUCGGAGAGGCAGUGGAGCCUCCUAAAAACUCUAGCAGAGAUGAGGAAUCAGCACAGUAAGAGCGUCCUGAUUCGUCUUUAUGUCUCCCCUGAUGACAAAAACUCCUCACACUACAUUAUCAAGCUCGAUCAGGCAUCCUUGUCUCUGCCCUCGAGGGAAGACUACACUACCAACUCCUCCUCUGCACGGGCCUAUCGUGCGGCCCUGCUGAGCUUGAUGGUAGAUACAGCAGUCAUGCUGGGCGCUCCGGAGAAAGCAGCAAUGACCCAGAUGGAAAAGGCUCUCGCUUUCGAAUCAAAACUGGCUCAUAUCUUGAUUCCCUAUGAAAACCGCACCAGUGAGAACAUGUACAACAAAUUCACACUCUCUCGCCUGCAGCGAACCAUACCACAGUUAGACUGGUUGGGUUUUGUUAAAUCUGUGGUGGAGUCUAAAACCGAACCGGUUCGGUCCAUCUCCUCCUCUGAGCCUGUCAUCGUCCGGGCUCCACAGUACUUUAAGGAACUCGUCAAGCUCUUAAACUCCACAGAUCCCAGGACUGUAGCUAACUAUGUGCAGUGGAGGACAGCAUUUUCCAGGAUCACCACUCUGAGCCGACGUUUCCUUUACAGAUACCUGGACUAUGCUCGGGUAACCACAGGCACCACUUCUCUCACCCCGCGCUGGGAUAAAUGUGUUAACUACGUUGAGAACUCACUUGUUUAUGCCACCGGGCGCCUUUUUGUCGACACACACUUCCAGGAGGACAAGAAGCACAUGAUGGAGGAGUUGAUUGGGGGCGUUCGUUGGGCGUUCAUUGACAUACUGAAGAAGGAGAACACCUGGAUGGAUUCACCAACAAAGGAGAGAGCCAUAGACAAGGCUCAUGCGGUUCUUGCUAAAGUUGGCUAUCCUGAGUUCAUACUGAACGACACCUACCUCAAUGAAGACUUAAAGCAGCUAGAGUUCAAUGAGAAGGACUACUACGGGAAUGUGAUUCAGACGUUGAAGUUCAUCGCCCAGUCGGAUCUCGCCUGGCUCAGAAAAAGUGUCCCACGAACAGAGUGGUUUACUAACCCGACAACUGUGAACGCCUUCUACAGCUCCUCCACCAACCAAAUCAGAUUCCCAGCUGGAGAGCUUCAAAAACCUUUCUUUUGGGGAGGAGAGUAUCCAAGAUCUCUAAGUUAUGGAGCCAUCGGUGUGAUUGUUGGACACGAGCUAACACACGGCUUUGACAAUAACGGUCGAAAGUACGAUAAAAACGGUAACCUUGAUCAGUGGUGGAGCAACUCCUCCGUCACAGCCUUCAAUGAGAAGAGCCAGUGCAUGAUCGACCAGUAUAACAGCUACCACUGGGAGGAGGCAGGCCUUAAUGUGCGGGGAAAGAGGACUCUGGCAGAAAACAUAGCAGAUAAUGGAGGAAUACGAGAGGCUUUUAGGGCGUACAGGCGGUGGGUGGAUGAGAGCAGAGGUGGUGUGGAGGAGCCUCAGCUACCAGGAGUCGGACUGAACAACAACCAACUGUUCUUCCUGAGCUACGCACAUGUGAGAUGUAACUCAUACCGACCAGAAGCAGCCAGGGAUCAGAUCCAGAGUGGAGCACACAGUCCUCCAAAGUACAGAGUCAUCGGAGCGAUGAGUAACUAUGAAGAGUUUCGGAAAACGUUCAGCUGUCCGGAGUCGUCGACGAUGAACCGUGGCGCGCAGUCCUGCCGGGUGUGGUGACCUCAGCUUGACCCUGAACCCAGGCCUGAGUCGUCCUCAGCAGGACGCUCGUUAAAGGGCUGAUAGUGAUGCUGGAGUCGGCCGACAUAGUUUACAUGAUGUGAGAACAAUGACGCCGAGAUGUUCUCAAGAAAAAAAAUACACCCCAAUCUAUAAAGGUGAUCGUAUACAGGUGGGAACUUUUAAAGAUGGCAAGAUGUUGUUUACUUUUACUGCAACAAAUCUGUAACUUUUUCCACUGCACAUGUUUCAGCUACUGCAUAAAUUAUGACUGAAGCCAAUUGUUGAGGACCAUAAUUUAUGGAUUAUAAGAGUGUUGUAAAAAAAAAAUCUACUGUAAGUGUGAGUUUAUAAAGCUACAACUUUCUUAGGAAAUAAAAAAAAUGUAAAUAUUAAACUAAAAAUGCAAUCACCA
This is a messenger RNA of Labrus bergylta (ballan wrasse), 2943 nucleotides long. It is a transcript of the gene phex, whose product is annotated as phosphate regulating endopeptidase homolog, X-linked. Gene Ontology annotation, biological process: protein processing. Gene Ontology annotation, cellular component: plasma membrane. Gene Ontology annotation, molecular function: metalloendopeptidase activity. Lineage: Eukaryota; Metazoa; Chordata; Actinopteri; Labriformes; Labridae. The record is from RefSeq and is a predicted model, not a curated record.